GUCAAUGAUUAGCUCUUGGCGACAGGAGCCGAUCGUUUCUCUCUCUUUAGUUCUCCCCCCCACCCAGCCAACAACAACUUGAACCGGGCGCAUAUCGUUAUAGGUCCCGUCGCCCGUCCUUUUUCUCUCGAGUGGUGCUCGUUAUCCUCACCUUUUUUUUUUCUCCGACCAGACAAAUAGAGAAAGACACACCCAAACCUCAGCAGCUGCAGCGCAGGCUGAUGUGCGAAAAAAUUAUUCCGGCCAAAUAAUUAAGAGGAGAGAAAUUAAUUUUUCCUUCGAUUGGUUUUCUUCAUAUUUCCCUCAUCUGUGAUAAGUGGAGGAGGGGAUUUUUAACUGGUCGACUCUUGAGUUUCUCCGACCUGGUGGUGGUGGUGGUGUUAAUCGCAACUAAUUGGGGGGUUUGCGAUUGAGAGGCGCACAAGUGGGAAAAUUUAGUCGAAGAAGAAAUUAAAAAUUUCAAAAAAUGAUGGUGUUGGCGCGUUUAAUGAAGAAGGGCUCGAUGCUGUCGCUCAAGCGCCAAUCGAUCAGCAAAUCGGUGGAAGAGGAAGACGACUUCGACGAAGAAGAUGAACAUUUCGCGCUGGAGCCUCUCUACCAUAACAGCAUCUCGGCCGAGGCCCAGUCGACGCCAUCUAGGGGCAGCCGCACCAUCCGCUUCAGCGUCGAGUCGACGGUGGACGACCGCCAGUCGACGCAGUCGACUAUUAGCAGUUUCUCCCAGAAGAUGGCGAGGCGGCCGACCAUCCCCGACACUUGGUGGAUCUCCUACUACCUGCAGAAGAGGAGCGACGUGCCGCCACCAAGGAUCGUCCUCCGCUCCGACAAGCACGACUACCGUAAUCCCGACAGCAACUACACCGACGACAUUGUCGACUCGCUGCGCCAAAAGCUCCUGGAAGACACGGAGGAGCUCGACCUCCAGCACCGGCUCAAUCCGUUCCUCUCCAAGGAUUUCUUGAAGACGCUGCAGAGCUUCGGGCUCUUCCCCGAGCCGGAAGAGGAGGAAGAAGAGGAUAGAGAAAUUGUUGAAGGUGAGCAGCCGGAAGGAGCGGCCGCCGCUGCAGACGCUGCCGAGGGGGACCAUGCGGAGGAGAAUGCGGAAGACGGAAAGGCGGAAGGGAUGCGGAGGAGGACUAGGAGCGACGCCAGCAACGUCGUCAGGUCGGCAACCCCUUCGGUGAGGGCCUCAUCCGACGAGGAUCUCAAGUCGAAAACCCAAAAUUUGCUAACCGUUCCGGUUGAGAAGAGAGGCAGUUCCAUGGAGGACAAUGUCCACCGGCCAGCCGGGACAAUGUCCCGUCGGACCAGCAUCAUCAGCAAUGCCGCCCAGCACAUUUUGAAUUCCCGCCGAAGAUUGUCGCAGAAGCGAGUCAGACGCUGGACGAUCACGGCCAUUUCAUUGCGAUCCCUCCACCGCAUCGCCAAACGGAUUCCGGGCUCGGCCGAUUCCAACUACUCGCAGCCUUCGUCGGAUCUGUCGCUGGACGAUGAACGUGAAGCGCUCCGUCGGGAAACCGAACGCCUGGCCCUGGCCCAACUCGACAAAGCAAGAACCAAACCGGUGGCGUUUGCCGUGAGGACCAACGUAUCGUACGACGGGACGAUCGAUGAUGACUCGCCCGUCCACGGCAGUGCCGUCUCCUUCAACGUCCGCGAUUUUUUACAUAUCAAGGAGAAAUACGACAACGACUGGUGGAUCGGCAAUCUAGUCAAGGAGAAUUCGGAUGUGGGUUUCAUACCCAGUCCGGUCAAGUUGGAGGCGUUGCGCGUGCAACAACAGGGACAGCAGCAGCAGGUGAGGAAUUCCCGGUUGUACGCCGGCAAGGCCUCCUCUUCGUCCAACCUCAGCGCCCUCAACGAUGUCCUCUCCAAUAGCAAAAGCUCCAAUUCUCGUGGAUCCACUCCGCCCACACCAGGAGACAACUCCGACUCGAUGGGCGGCUCCAAAUUGAACAAGAGCGGGUUACCGGGCGGCGGGGCCGGUUCAAAGGAAAAGCGUAAACCUUUCUUUAAGAAGACGGAAUCGAUCCCGCCGUAUGAUGUGGUGCCUUCCAUGAGACCCGUGGUGCUGGUCGGGCCGUCGCUCAAAGGCUACGAAGUCACCGAUAUGAUGCAGAAGGCUCUCUUCGACUAUCUCAAGCACCGCUUCGAAGGGAGGAUCAUCAUAACGAGGGUGAGUGCAGACAUUUCACUGGCCAAACGCUCGCUGCUCAACAAUCCUUCAAAGCGGGCGCUUAUGGAGCGGUCCAACUCACGUUCCAACUGCAUUGCCGAAGUCCAGGCAGAGAUUGAACGAAUCUUUGAGUUAGCCAGAACUCUUCAGUUGGUCGUCCUGGAUUGUGAUACGAUCAAUCAUCCAUCUCAAUUGGCCAAGACCUCGCUGGCACCUUUGAUAGUUUAUCUGAAGAUCUCCUCCCCAAAAGUGCUUCAGCGGUUGAUCAAAUCACGGGGCAAGUCGCAGAGUCGUAACCUCAACGUCCAGAUGGUAGCGGCCGAGAAGCUGGCACAGUGCCCUCCCGAGAUGUUCGAUAUCAUCCUGGAUGAGAACCAACUGGAAGAUGCCUGCGAACACAUCGCCGACUACCUCGAGGCCUACUGGAGGGCCACCCAUCCGCCGAUCAAGACGCCGCCGCAACCCACCGUACCACGGCCGCAGGUGACGGCCAGUGUCACGGCCACAUCACCCACACACCAUCCGGAUCACCACUCUCGAUUAGCGGCCGGACGGAACGUUGCCUCUCCGCCAGCUGUCGAAGUGCCGGAAUCUUACGGGAGAAUGCGUAGCAGUAAAGCAAUCGGGUUAGACGGUAUCACCCCGGAUAUUCACAUUGGUGGCUUACCAUUCAACCCGAGGCCGUCCGUCGCGGAGUAGUGACGCCGAACAAGACGAGGACUUGGGUCCUUCGCCGUUGCCGCCUCAGCAGCAUCACCACCAUCAACUUCAUUCGCAACAACAGCAUCAUCCGCAAUUACAGCGGACUCAUUCGCGAGAUUACGACUCUCGGGACUACCGUGAGAUGCGUGAAAUGCGUGAUCCUCGGGGUGAAAUGCGUGACUACCAUCACCAGAGGGACUACCACGAUCACCAUCCAUCUCACCAUCAUCAUCAGCAGCAGCAGCAGCGACACCAACAACAAUCACACCACCUCCACCAGCAACAGCAGCAACAACAUCAUCAUCAACAACGCGAAUGGGACGACGUCGACGAUAUGCCGGUUGUGCCAGUGGUCGGAGCGUCUGGUGGGGGCCGUGUUCUCCAGCGGCAUCACUCGCGGGAGUCGGAUUACCCACAGUCGCCUGUCCAUCGCAACGUGAGGCGAACGCCAGCCAACCCCAUCUAAUUAAAGAAAAUUAACAAAGAAAUAGUUCACCGACAAUUGUGCUCGAACGACCUUAUCAAAAAAGAGUCUUUCUGUUCUUUCUCUUCGUCUGGUGCUGAACGGAUUCUGACAAAUUUCGUGAAAAACGGAGAGGAAAACACUUGAUCGCAAAACCAAACCAAAAAAGAGACAAAUGAAUAAUGAGAAAAAACAUGUUGCUAUUUCCCCAUCUCUCUAUCUCUCUCUUUCUCUUUUUUGAUUUUUGUCUUUUUCUUCCUUAAGAAAACAAAAUAUUCUUCGUAUUUAUUUGGCGCGGUCAACGUCCCGCUUCUUUAGGUUUUCAGUUGGUUCGGAACAUUCGGCGAUUUUGGACGUAGCAGCCAAGUGGAUGGAUCAGAUGAAGAGUCGCUGAAUGGAUUUGGAAUUUCCUUUUCUUUUCUUUUUUUUUUUUUUUAAAUUCAUUUCCUCGUGAUUUGCUCCUUUUUCAAAUCAUUCAAAAUCCGCGUUCCUCCCCUCUCCUCAUCCCGUGUAAACGUCUUUCACGCAGCCUUACACACCACACCACACCGAUACUGACCACUCCGACCUUGAUUUGAUUGAUCCUUUGAUGAAAUUCUAGUCAUUAGAUCAGCGACCAACUGUUUCCCUAACAUUUCUUUUUGAUUUAUUCAUUCAUUUUUUUUAUUCAAAUCAAACAUUUCUUUUUAGGGAAGUCAUCGACCAUUUUUUGGAAUUUAUUGAACUAGUCACACAUCUAGUUUUUUUUCUCUCCCGUUUGUCUCGUUAGCCGAGCAAGCAAAAACUAAAUUUUUUAUCUGCAGUGAAAAUCGCCGAUUCGGUGACUUUCAGUUUCUGCCUAUAAAAAAACAAAACACGAUAGUCAAUUUUAUAAAUAAAUUCCCGAUAGAUUUUUUGCAAGGAAAAUGUUUUGAUGCUCGCUAUUUGUAAUUGUUCAAACAUUUUCGCAACCAACCAAAGAUCAAACCUUUUUACAUUUUUUAGUGUCCAACUUUUUUUCUAAAGCCCCUGGAUGCAGCAGCUUCCCCCUCCUCCUCCCCUCCCUUUUUCAAAUAUUUUUGCAGAAAAUUCAAUAACUUUUUUAAAUUCCUUUUUUUUUUUACGGCACUUUGGUCGUUGGCUUUAUAUAAAUGCCUAAAUGACGCAAAAUUUGGAUAGGUACAUAUCGUUCGAUUUUGUUUCCCCUUGAGUUGGUCCUAUAUUCGGUUGCCACACUGUUGUCAGGUUCGUGAAAGAUGGAAGAUUUUUUGGGUUUUAUUUCGGAGUGGAACGACCUCGACUUCCUUUUUCCUUUUGGGUCUUUUUUGUAUUUCAUUUGAAUUGUUUUUUUCAAAAUUCCCGCCGCUUUUUGGGUCUCCCCGCCCUCGAAUGCCAUCUGUGAAUGGUGUUGUGAAAAACUACUACUAAUAUAAUAAUAAUAAAUAAUAACUAAAAAAGAAAAAAAAUAUUAUACUAUGCUGUAUAAAGAUUUAUACAUAAAUAUUGUGACGACCGUAGACUCUGGCAGUCCUCCCCCUUUAUACAUAAAUACAAUCGCUCUUCAAUUCAACAUUUUUUUAAAGCUACAAUUUAA
Daphnia pulex (common water flea) is the source of this 4914-nucleotide messenger RNA. Its product is annotated as voltage-dependent L-type calcium channel subunit beta-1-like. Bases 467 to 2875 code for a protein of 802 amino acids. The record is from RefSeq and is a predicted model, not a curated record. NCBI's taxonomy places the organism in Eukaryota, Metazoa, Arthropoda, Branchiopoda, Diplostraca, Daphniidae. Gene Ontology annotation, biological process: regulation of voltage-gated calcium channel activity; neuromuscular junction development; chemical synaptic transmission. Gene Ontology annotation, molecular function: protein binding; high voltage-gated calcium channel activity. Gene Ontology annotation, cellular component: voltage-gated calcium channel complex. The transcript is spliced from 11 exons.